This is a messenger RNA of Polistes dominula (European paper wasp), 1594 nucleotides long. RefSeq names its product C2H2-type zinc binding domain-containing protein spindle-F (gene spn-F). The record is from RefSeq and is a predicted model, not a curated record. Lineage: Eukaryota; Metazoa; Arthropoda; Insecta; Hymenoptera; Vespidae.
UACAAAUAUCUUCUAUUACUUACAUUCGAAUUUAUUGUUUUUAUGAAUAAAGAAGACAAGUAAACGCAUCCGAGAGAAUCCAAAGCAAAUGUCCCCGUUAUAAAAACUUUGAUAUGUCAACAGAAGGGAUUAAAUAUAUCACUAAUUCUACAUACACAAGAAGUUAUAACAUGUCGACGCUAUGACAGCGUGAAAAUUAAUCUUGACUGAUAAUAACGAUGUUUCAAAGUUUUUUAAAUGUCAUCCAUCUGACGUAUGCAUUCAAGUAUCCAAUUAAAUGAAAAUUCUAGUGACUUGAUGAACGAUAAAAUGUUAAGGACAACAUAUUUAAACUUUUAAACAAAUACAACAACGUUUUAUAAAAGGAAAAAAGUAAAGCUAUUGUAAAAAUUGUGCAUAUCUCUUGACGUAAAGCAUAAUAAAAGAGUACUUCGGUAUUAACAAUUUUUUCAAGCUAUCCUGUAAAUUUUGACUUUAUUCAAAGAAUAACGAUUAAUACUAUCAUGAAUAUAAUGGAUAUUAAAGAAAAUCCUGAAAAUUACCAUGUUGGAUCGUAUCAUGCUUUGUUGAUUGCAUUCAAAACAAUGGAAGAACGUUGCCAACAAUUGCAAACCAGAUUAGCUGCUGUAGAAGAAGAAAAUUUGUGUCUGAGAUUAGAAUGUGGGAAGGACAUGUCUACUGCGAUUAUCAAAGUCAAUGAUAAUGACGAAGCUGUAAUUCAAACUUUACAGAAAAAAGUAGAAGAUCUUAAAAAACAAAAAUCGCAGCUUACCCAUCAUGUUUUUAUGGUUGCUGCAGAAAACCGUCACUUAUGGAAUAGACUAAUCAGGUUAACUAAAGCCAAUAAGUCUUUGGGAUUACAUUUCACUAAAAUUUCUGAUACAUUAAAACAGCAUUCUACUCAAUCAUUUGAUAUUAUGUCAUAUAGUUUUUGUAAUGUUCCAUCUCCUGUUAAACAAGAAACAAAUAAAAAUUGUACGUUGAGUUCAGAUAAUGGUGACAAAGAACAGAGUUUGGAAGAAAUAUCACUUAAACUUAUUAACAGUAUUAUGUUGGAAAAAACAAAUCUUGAACAGCAAUACGCAGAGAUGGUAGAAUUACAAAAUAAUCCUGAUUUAAAUUUACAAAAUAUUGGUUUUACUUAUCCGGAUGAUUCUGAUACUGACUCAUUAGAACAAUUAAAGCAACAUGAUAUAAGAUUGUCACAAACAAAAGAUGCUUUACUAGCACAACAGAAUAGACUGAAAAAAACUAUACAGAAUUUGAAAAACAUUAAAAGAGGAGAGAUUUGUAAUGGUUGCCGCAAAAAUGCGAAUAAAAAAGUUGUACACGUAGGAAUACAAUUUAGUUCUGGUGACAGUUUUCAAGAACAUGGUUCAACUCAAACAAGUUUACCACCUAUAAGUUUAUCUUUAGAAAAAUGCGCUAAUGAAAAUUCAGAUAUCGAUGAUAAAAUUUGUCCAUUAUGUGGAUCUUUUUAUGGAAAGUCUAUCGCAUUUGCAGAAUUUCAUGAACAUGUUUUGAGUCAUUUUACAAAAGACGCAUCUGUCGAUGGGUUUGAACUUAUUCAUUAAUCCUAUGUACAGAAAAGUGA